Molecule: messenger RNA, 873 nt
Organism: Thyridium curvatum
Lineage: Eukaryota; Fungi; Ascomycota; Sordariomycetes; Thyridiales; Thyridiaceae
Exons: 2
Coding region: 1-873 (290 amino acids)
Biological process (GO): peptidyl-lysine dimethylation; peptidyl-lysine monomethylation
Cellular component (GO): cytoplasm
Molecular function (GO): protein-lysine N-methyltransferase activity
Source: RefSeq, a predicted model, not a curated record
AUGGCUGAGUCGCACCCCGCUUCCACCAACACCACCACCAGACCAGCACACCUCGAGCCCUCCAAGCUGGGCACAAAGCAGUACUGGGAUGCCCUCUACGCGCGCGAGCUGACCAACCACGCCCACGACCCGGCCGACAAGGGCACCGUCUGGUUCGACGACUCGGACGCCGAGGCCAAGCUGGUCGCCUUCCUCGACGACCCGGAGGCGGAGGCGGAGGCGGAGGCGGGCCUGCCGCUGGACCGCGCGUCGACCUCCUUCCUCGACCUCGGCUGCGGCAACGGCAGCCUGCUGCUCGCGCUGCGCGAGGACGGCUGGCGCGGCCGCCUCCUGGGCGUCGACUACAGCGCCGCGAGCGUCGAGCUGGCGCGGCAGGUCGCCGCCUCCGCCGCGCAGCAGCAGCAGCAGCAGCAGCAGGAAGAACAAGAACAAGAAGAAGGUGACGGUGUACCGCCGCCGCCGCCGCCGCCGCCGCCGCCAGAGUUCGCCGAGUGGGACGUCCUCAACGGCGGGCUCGACGUGGUCGGCGGACGGGCGGCCUGGGACGUGGUGCUCGACAAGGGCACCUUCGACGCCGUGAGCCUGAGCGCGGGCGCCGCGUGCGAAGGGUACGGGCGCCGCGUGCUCGAGGUGCUGCGCGAGGGCGGCGUCUUCCUCGUCACGAGCUGCAACUGGACCGAGGCCGAGCUCAGGGCCUGGUUCGAGGAGGAGGAAGGAGACGGGGGAGACGGGCCGGGCUCGGGCGACGGCGACGGCGACGGCCGCGCGCGGCUCGUGCAGGUCGGCAGGGUCAACUACCCGAGCUUCAGCUUCGGCGGGGUCAAGGGGCAGACCAUCAGCACUGUGUGCUUCAUGAAGAAGACGGGGAGGUAG